Hyphopichia burtonii NRRL Y-1933 is the source of this 1104-nucleotide messenger RNA. RefSeq names its product 3',5'-cyclic-nucleotide phosphodiesterase PDE1 (gene PDE1). Lineage: Eukaryota; Fungi; Ascomycota; Pichiomycetes; Serinales; Debaryomycetaceae. The transcript has a single exon. Bases 1 to 1104 code for a protein of 367 amino acids. Gene Ontology annotation, molecular function: 3',5'-cyclic-AMP phosphodiesterase activity; 3',5'-cyclic-GMP phosphodiesterase activity. Gene Ontology annotation, biological process: negative regulation of glucose mediated signaling pathway; cGMP catabolic process; cAMP catabolic process. The record is from RefSeq and is a predicted model, not a curated record.
AUGACAUUUACCAUUACGUUCUUGGGUUCAAGUGGAGGUCCAGUGGAUGGGUUAACUUGCUCAAUAUUGAUUAAACCAUCAGAAAUAAGCUAUAAAGAAAUCUUGGAUUCAAAUUUGACAAAUGAAUUACUAAUGAUUGAUGCUGGUUCAGGAAUAACACAAUUGAGUGAAAUCAUUUAUAAUGAAAUGAAUAAUGAAGAACAAAACAAAUUACUCCAAUUAUAUCCAAAUUCAUUAAAAUUAUCAGAAUAUUUUAAAGUACCGAGAGUUAAGCCUUUUAAAGAUUUACAAGGUAAUCCUUUUGGGAUUUGUCGUAAGAUCUUUGAAAAUAUUGAAUCUUAUUUGAUAACCCACCCCCAUUUGGAUCAUAUAAGUGCAUUAACUAUUAAUAGUGCAAGUUUCUGUAAUCAUAAACCGAAAAAUAUUUAUGGGUCAUUACCAACCAUAAAUGCAUUGAAAAAACAUAUUUUCAAUGGGAUUAUAUGGCCAAAUUUGGUCCAAUUCAAUAUCUUGAAAAUGAUUAGUAAACAAUUUUAUCAAUCUUGGAAUAUUCAUCUAUUUGAAAUUGAAAUGGUGGAUUUAAGUCAUGGCAAACUAAUUAAAAAUGAAAAUGAUCAAUUAGAACCAAUGAUGCAUAAUGAUUUAACCUCGAAUCUUGAUAUCGACCAUUAUUUAUCGUCUGCGUUUCUCAUAACUUUACAACAGAAAUCAAUUUUGAUUUUUGGUGAUUUUGAAUCGGAUUCAAUGUCCCAUUUAGACAAAAAUUUAAAAAUUUGGCAAAAAUUAUCUCCUCUUAUAUCAAAUAAAAGUCUCCUGGCUAUAAUAAUGGAAUGUUCAUUAUCAAAUAAUACCUCAACUAAUGAAUUAUACGGUCAUUUGAUGCCCCAUCAUUUAAUUAAUGAAUUGAAAAAUUUAGAAUCUCAAGUUAAAAAACUAUCCCCAGAUGAUAAACCUUUACAAAAUUUAAAUAUAAUCAUAACCCAUGUAAAAGAAUCGAACAAUAAUUCCGAUCCGAGGAAAGAAAUUUUAUACGAGUUAGAGAAAUCAAAUGAUAUGGGGGUUAAGUUUUCAAUUGCUAUAAACGGGGUUUCAAUUGAAGUAUAA